AUGCAUGAGGAAGACCUUUUGACUCAGACUGAGGCACUAGGGGAGGCAAUGAGAUCGUAUAGAGCUUUUCGUCUUCCGGGUAUUGACAUGCUUCAGGACAAACACGAGUACCACACUGCUAAGUAG
Kuraishia capsulata CBS 1993 is the source of this 126-nucleotide messenger RNA. RefSeq lists its product as uncharacterized. The coding region runs from base 1 to 126 and encodes 41 amino acids. The transcript has a single exon. The record is from RefSeq and is a predicted model, not a curated record. Lineage: Eukaryota; Fungi; Ascomycota; Pichiomycetes; Pichiales; Pichiaceae.